GUAGUGAAUAUAGAUACGAUAGAUAGUCUGAAACACAAUGGGAAAAUUGAUGUAAUGCCCGUCUGCUUUGUUAUGGCCUCCGAAUGGUCCGCAAAACACAAAACGCAAAAUCGCCGAAAAAGUCGAGAAAGAACGACGCGGACAACCAGGGUAGACAUUUAAUGUUCACGUCCUACACGGACACGACGUCAGUUCAUAAACGAAACUUAUGCAUCGUCUCAUUCCCGAUUAUAUUCUUAUUCAACGUACUUCGAUCGCUCCUCUACCAAGUAUUCGUCAUACUACGUUUUAUUUACUGCAGUUCAUCCAAUUAUUUGGUCAAGUACAAGAAAGGCAACGAGGUCGCGAUAAAUCGACUUGAAAAUGUUGAAGGUGAAGGUGUUAUUGUAGCAGCAGAAGAAGAUAUGGCUCAAGCUCAACAAAGAAACUCUGGGCCUGGUCCUGGAGAUCCUUUACUUGCUAAACAAAAACAUCAUCACCGGAGAGCUUUUGAGUAUAUUUCUAAAGCACUUAAAAUUGAUGAAGAAAAUGAAGGUCAAAAAGAUUUGGCAAUUGAACUUUAUCGGAAAGGAAUCACAGAAUUGGAACUUGGAAUUGCUGUUCAAUGUUGGGGUGGACGUGGAGAGGUAUGGGAAAGAGCACAACGUCUACACGAAAAAAUGAAAAGUAAUCUUGCCAUGGCAAAAGAUAGGUUACAAUUUUUAGAGAAUAUAAAGGCUGUGGAAACUCUGGCUGUGCACACGGAACCCAAACCCGAGCCACCCAAAUACGUUAGUUGCAAUAGUUUUAUUCCUACCCUCAAAAAUCCUCAAUAUCCAACGACAGCAUCUGGAAAAAAAUUAACUGUAGCCGCAAAACGUCCAGUAAAUUCAACGUUAUCGAAAAGCCAAACAUUGCCAAGAUCAAUGGGUUCGCGUACAACCCCAGUCCAACCCGUUCGUCCUUUUAAUAAACUUUCUUCAACACCACCAGCUAUUAAAAAACAACUUUCAAUGCCAGGCGGUAGUAAUUCACCUGCAAGAAAAGCCAUAACAUCAGGUGCUAAAACAACGGGAGCUCGUAAAUCCCCAGUUAAUUUAAGAGGUGUUGACGCAAAAUUAGCACAAUGUAUCUUAGACGAGAUUGUAGAAGGUGGUCAAGCAAUUCAAUGGGAUGAUAUUGUCGGUCAAGAUACAGCAAAACAAGCUUUACAAGAAAUGGUUAUUUUGCCAUCGUUACGUCCUGAAUUAUUUACGGGUCUUCGAUCGCCCGCGCGAGGUUUAUUACUUUUCGGACCACCCGGAAACGGAAAAACAUUAUUAGCUCGCGCCGUAGCGACUGAAUGUCAAGCGACAUUCUUUUCGAUAAGCGCUGCGAGUUUAACAUCAAAAUACCUCGGCGAAGGCGAAAAAUUAGUUAGGGCGCUUUUCGUCAUCGCCAGGGAACUCCAACCAUCGAUAAUUUUCAUCGACGAAGUGGAUUCGUUACUUUCCGAACGGUCCACAAACGAACACGAAGCAAGUCGACGAUUAAAAACGGAGUUUUUGGUUGAAUUUGAUGGGUUACCAAGUAAUCCGGAAAAUGAGAAAGUUAUCGUCAUGGCAGCUACAAAUCGACCUCAAGAAUUAGAUGAAGCUGCUUUGAGAAGAUUUCCAAAGAGGGUUUAUGUUAUGUUACCCGAUUUGGACACGAGAAUUCAACUUUUAAAAAAAUUACUUGCCAAACAGGGAUGUUCUUUUAGUUCUAAUGAACUGAAAAGGCUUGCGACGCUUACUGAAGGUUAUUCGGGAAGUGAUCUUACUGCUCUUGCUAAAGAUGCUGCACUUGGACCAAUAAGAGAGCUUCAACCCGAACAAGUAAAACAUAUGGAUCCAGGAGCUGUUCGUGGUAUAACAUUAAACGAUUUUUUGGAUUCAUUAAAAAGGAUACGUCGUAGCGUUUCCCCUCAAAGUUUGGUCGGGUACGAAAAAUGGUCGCUACAAUACGGAGAUGUGUCCAUAUAAUAAUAAGAUUUAAGAAGUUGUUCUUGAAGCAAAUUUUUUGUUUUUAAACAUUCCUAUAAGUGAUAGACUGGAACUUUUUUUACUUUCCGCGUUUCCAAAAUAGACGCUUCUUUUCUUGUUAUUAGGUUUUUCCCAGUUAAAUUAACGAGUUUGUUAUGUUUAAUGCGUAUUAGAAUCACAAUUAAUUGUUGGUUGUUUUUUAUUUUCAAUUUAAUUUUAGCUUAAAUGUUCGCGUAGCGCAAAUAGUAUUAAUAAUGGACUUAUACGGUUAGAAAAGAAUUGAAUGAUGCAAUACUCUAGUGUUUUAUGUUUUAUUUCUAUUUUUUAAACGUAUUAGAGUGUGUGUUGAAUUUUUGAACAUUUUAUGUUUACAACGUUUGUGAUUUAAUUUUCUUCUCACAUAUUUAUUAACGUAAAUUAUUGCUAUUACCGACGUUAUUCGUUAGUAUUUUUUUGUAAUGUGAUGUAACAACCGUAUUUUAAUACACUACAAAAUUUGAUUUCA
Onthophagus taurus is the source of this 2487-nucleotide messenger RNA. It is a transcript of the gene spas, whose product is annotated as spastin. Gene Ontology annotation, cellular component: microtubule cytoskeleton. Gene Ontology annotation, molecular function: microtubule severing ATPase activity; ATP binding; ATP hydrolysis activity. The record is from RefSeq and is a predicted model, not a curated record. NCBI's taxonomy places the organism in Eukaryota, Metazoa, Arthropoda, Insecta, Coleoptera, Scarabaeidae.